AUGGACCACCGACUGAUGAACGAAGUACCAGACGUGAUCCUUCGAUCAGGAGAUGGUCAGGAGUACAAAGCUCACAAAUAUCUGUUGUCACUUGCGUCCCCUGUGUUUUCAACCAUGUUUACCCUGCCUCAGGGUUCGGAAUCGCCGUCGUCGCCAUCCAAUCGCGAUGGACUACCUGUGGUGGACAUGCUUGGAGAUAAUGGCAAAGUUUUGCAGCGCUUGCUCGAAAUGUGCAAUCCUACAUAUUUGCACGAGGAAAAGCCUGUAAAGACGCUGGAUGAAUGGAAGGAAGUGUUUGCCAUGGCACAAAAGUUCGAGAUGAAAGGGGUGGGAUACUACCUCCGCAGAAAUCCGGGGUGGUUCGCCGAAAAGGAACCCUUGCGAGUUGUUUCUCUCGCAGUGCAGUCGAAAAAUGCCGCAAUAGCACGGAAAGCUGCCUCAUCUUGCCUCGCAGUUCCCUUCAAAGAUUGGAAAGUGUUCCCAGAAAUGGAGUCCAUAACGGGAGGAGAUCUUCAAGGAUUGCAUAACUACUAUAUCAAGUGUGGAGAAUCUGCCGCUGCGAUAGUAAAGACUUGUGACGAACGCCUAUGUCACUGCGUUGGGUUCCACUGCGUGGAAUGCGCCGCAAGCAACAGAUCGUUCAGUCAUUGGGACACGGCAGCUGUUGGAUGCACGGAAUACGAUGUAGAACUCGAAGAUCAGGAACACAGCGGUGCAAUACGCCUGUGGUGGUGGCAGUAUGCAGAAGGGCUGUGCCGUGCCCUUGAGGAGAAGCCUAAAGAGAAACGAUAAAGAAUUCGACUGAGCUUAUGCUUACGGCACUAGCUCGUGCAAACGAGUGCAGUUUCUGUAAAGAGAGAGCUGCGGAUCACAUUGCAGAAGACACGCGCUACCUGACGGAGCGGAUCGAUAGUACGAUUUCAGAGAUUACUUCGAAAGCAAUCUUUUUCAAAGCUAAUUACGCGAGCGUUGAAAUCAAACUAUGACUUACAAACACGGAAAGUCAAGAAGUGCCGUAUCAACUGUAAUUUGGGGGAUGUGAAUCAGUUCUUCAGUGCUCAGGUCAUGUGUACGAUAUCCGUUACGUGUUGUUCGAGGCCCUUAUUUUAUUUAUCAGAAAGCUGAAUGUAACGUGCUAACCUAUCAGUAAAUGACAUAGAGAAUCUCACCUGACUCAGUAUGGGGU
This is a messenger RNA of Serpula lacrymans var. lacrymans S7.9, 1186 nucleotides long. RefSeq lists its product as uncharacterized. The record is from RefSeq and is a predicted model, not a curated record. Lineage: Eukaryota; Fungi; Basidiomycota; Agaricomycetes; Boletales; Serpulaceae. The coding region runs from base 1 to 792 and encodes 263 amino acids. Gene Ontology annotation, molecular function: protein binding. The transcript has 2 exons.